CUAUAACCUGGUGUUGUGUGAUUUUUAACUCUAUAUAAAAAAAAGUCUGUUUGGGGAAGAGGACGGUUGUCAGACUUUAUGUUUUGCAAAUGGUGGAAAUAAGCAGCAUGUUAGUAGUAAUAUCUGAAGAGACAAAUGGAGUUAACAUUUCAACUUCCUGACCUUUCAUCAGAACUGGAUCUGUUAGAGAUACUUUCUAAUCAACCCGUUCAGACACAUGCCUCUGGAGCAAGUGGGACUUGAACCCAGGUCUCCUGGCUCAGAGGUGGGACACCACUACUGUGUCACAGCAGACCUGUUGAACAUAUUCAUGUUGAUUUGACAAGGAAAAUGGAAUCUGCCUUUGGUUAGCAGAUCAAGGAAGUUGCCAAGUAUAAAAUAAUUGCAUGUGUGUAACAGAUAUUUUCAAAUCAGCACUGGAUUGUUGAUUUCAGGGUCAACUGCUGGAACCAUGUCAUCAAACAUCCUUUUCACAAACUCGGCAAAGAAACGAAACACCUCUAUUAUUUAUAGCGUGGAAAGGGUGUCAUCAGAAAUAUCAGUUUCAAACCUUGCAGGACUUUCCAACCGAGGGAAGAAGAACAUAAAUAGUGAUUGUGAAGGAUUUCCACCAAACAAACGACACAAAGCGGAAAAGGACAUUAGAUCAAAUGAAGAUCCUUUUGGAGAUAAUGAAGAUUUCACUGCAGAUGAUUUGGAGGAACUUGAUAUUCUAGCUUCGCAAGUUUUAAGUCAGAAUGCGAUGCCUGUCUCCAAUGCUACAAAAGCAUCAGUGAGCAAUAUUAAUAACAGGGAAGCAUUAGGACUAACAAAUGAUACAAGUACAAAAGUUGCUACUUUAGCAACUGGAUCGUUAAGAAAUGUAAAUGCAGUAAAGGAACCUCAUGGGAAUGGUCUCAUUCAAAGUAAUGAUACUGAUUCAUUUGGAUUUGAGGUUCUUCAAGAACAACAUGAGAAGCUGAGGCAACAGUUUAAUGAACUAGAAGGGAAACUGCAGGUGAAAAAUGGUGAAAUUCGAGUUCUGCGAGACUCUAUACGCCGUAUGGAAUCUGAAUUUGACCAGCAAAAAAAAAUGUACAUGCUUGGUGAGAAGGAGAAAGCAGAAGUUCAAAACCAAAGAGAAAAGGAGCUGUCCAAAAAGGUACAAUCAUUGCAGUCCGAACUACACUUCAAAGAAGCAGAGAUGAAUGAGCUGCGUGCAAAACUCAAAAGUUGUGAAAGACUAACCAAAUCUGCAGUCCCGAGUGUUGCAAAAAUCAGCCCUAGGAAAAACUCCUCUGGAUCCAUUAAACCUGAAAGUAGUCCUUUACAGAUUGCAAGGAAUUAUUUUCCUGAUAAAAAAGCAUUUGCUGCCGAGAUGUCUCCUGUGCGUUCUGUGUGUUCUGCUCCAGCAGCGAACCGGAUCUUGGCUGAUCAAGAAGACACUCAGGAUUUGAAAGAGUUGCACAUUACCAGGAGGGAAAUGUUGAAAAAGUGUCCCUCACUUAAUUCCUUUCAGGGAAGAUUGUCUCAUAACAGACAACCUGCAAGUGAGGAGAAGCAGGCAACUUGGUCCAAUGCUGAUCUUCAAAUGGCGAAUAGAAGGGGCAGAGAAGCAGUCAAAGGUGCUGUACUGAUGACUGUGUUGCUGAGCCAACCAGUUGGACCUGGAACUUUGGGAUUGAGCCACCUUCUCAACAGCAGUUCUGAAACAUUUUAUGGAUUGAUCCAACAGCAUAAUUCCAUUGGCAUCGGGACUUCAUUAGCUGAGAAAUCUUCUGAAGUUGAAAAAAAAGGAACACUUUCCAGUCUAAGUGAGCUUCAGCGUUUAGCUAUGUGUGGCAUUAAUAUGCUCAUCUUUGACCAAGAAUCAUCAGAAGAAAAAUUGGAUGCCACAAAAGCUACUCAUGGACUGAGUACUCAAAAUGACCUGUCUAGUGCAGUUCACCUUUUGCCAUUAAUUGAUUAUUACCUUGGGACUUAUUGUAAAGCUUUGCAGACUGAAAAAAUAGGAAGAAACCCUGCAGGAAGCAGAAAUUGCUGCUCUCCCAGUUCUGUAGAGUCUACUGCCUCAAAUGUUGAUGAUUGUUUUAAUAAUUUGGAAGAUUUUGCACUUUCAGCACUUGGUGUUUUAUAUCAUCUUGUAUCACAUAGUCAAAAGGCUGGAAAAUCUUUGUUGGUCCCUACCUCCGGUCAAAGUAUUGGAGGUAGCACUAUCAUCACGACGCAAUCACAUAAGAAUGCAACACUGAGUAGGCAUGGAAACGAAGACGAAGCAGGGGCAUCUGAACUUCAAGAGGAACAUGUUCAACAACAGGGAUUGGUUGGUUUAGAACAACCUCGGCACCAUUUGUUCAACAAAUUGCUGCAACUUUCUGAUCCUGUGGUUGUAAGUGUCUCUCAUCAAAGAGAAAAUCUGCAGAAUCUAAGCCUGAGAGUUCUGGGGAAGGUUGCAGAAAGCGCUACUACUGAACUCCUCUGCAGGUUCUGCCAAUUAUUAAGCAGUGAAGUGCUGCUGCGGUGCCUGUCACUAGAUUCUUCAUGCUCUAUUGUCCUCCUUGUCGUCCAGCUCCUGGCAAAUCUGACAGAUCAUGUGGAACUGGCCUCGAAGUUCUGCUCACAGUCGGCAUCGUGUUUGUUUUUCAAUCUAUAUACAUAUAUUUCCUCCAGACCUGAUAGUACUGCUGCAGACAGGCUAUGGCUCCAGCUUGAACAAGAGGUUAUUCGAUUCCUCACCAAAUUUGGAUUGUCCCAUUCUGGUGCCAGCGCUAUAUUGGUAGAAUCUGACUGUCCAUGCAACACUGAGGUCUUGAAGACCUUAAUAGUCAUGUUACAUCGACAGUGGCUUACUGUUCGCACAUCCCAAGAAAAUCAUUCUUCAGUGUAUAAUCAGGCUGUGGUGCAGUUCCUAAGAGAAACUGUUUUGCUGCUGCACUGUCUUUCACAGAGAGACAAAAAUUUUACAGAGCAUUGUUUGGAUGUGUUACACCUCUAUGAUCAAGUUAUGCAUGGAAUCAAAGCUAUUUUAAAAAACAUACCAGAUCUAGAAGAAUGUGAAGAGUUGGCUUUGGAAGAACUUUGUUCCCAUGAUCCGGAAGCUGACUAUCAAGAACUAGAAACUGACUCCUUGAGGCACCAUACACAGGAUUGAAGAUGCUUCAACUGCAGUGCAUUUGUGCAUACACUGAGAGCUUCAUACUUGAAUACCUAUUUGUGUUCCAAUUAACUGAGCUGAUCUUUUUCACUGCAGAAGUCUGAAAAAUGAUAAUGAAUUGUUUUUAAAUGACUAGUGUCUAUCUUUCACAUUCAAACAACAAUGAAAUAUUUAGUGGCUUGUAACUGCAUUCGUGAAUCUCUCAGCUAUCACUGACCUUACAGUAGAAUUUGUUUGUUUAUUAGCAGUGGGCAUUGUAACCCAUGAGUGCAACAAGGGAAAUAGCUUCAAUGUUGUUUUUGAUCAACAGUUGCACCUCAGUCUGGCUUAUAUGCAUUUUUUUAAACCUUGUUUAAAAAUUUGCACAGGUAUAUGAUUUUGUUUUACUUUAUUAACACAGAAGCAGGUAUGAGGGUGCAAUAUUUUCAGAUUCCGUGAUGGGGUACUCUGGAGGACAAGUUCAGAAUAUUUAACAGCGUAUAAAAUGGAAAAUGUUCAAAAACACUGUGGAUUUUCUUACAUCUGUGCAGAAAGGAAAUAAGGUAGUGUUCCAACUCUUUGAAGGAUUUACCAUUUUUGCUGUCUCCAUAGUAAUUUCCUGAUCUCUGUGUUUCCUGCAUUUUGUUUUCAUUGUAAAAUUGUUUUUUGUGUCCUUGUGUUGAGUGAAUGUCACGAGUUAUGCCACCUUCAACAAAGGCUUGGAUAACUUGUCCAGAGAAGUUUAAAAAUGAAAUAUUAUUAACAGAAUACCUAUUCUUGUGGAAUAAAAAUGUUUAGUUUGAAAGACUGAGCAGCUUGAUAACUGAGUUAAUAUUUUUGUGCGACCAAAAUGUGGGGGAUCACUGCAACUUCACAGAUUUAAACUACAAUAUUUUCUGAGCUCUUCGUACAACUUUGUUUUCUUUACAAUAAAUCUAAAAUCAUCAACAUUA
Molecule: messenger RNA, 4065 nt
Organism: Hemiscyllium ocellatum (epaulette shark)
Lineage: Eukaryota; Metazoa; Chordata; Chondrichthyes; Orectolobiformes; Hemiscylliidae
Gene: atrip
Product: ATR interacting protein
Exons: 17
Coding region: 452-3130 (892 amino acids)
Biological process (GO): DNA repair; DNA damage checkpoint signaling
Source: RefSeq, a predicted model, not a curated record